Molecule: messenger RNA, 671 nt
Organism: Asparagus officinalis (garden asparagus)
Lineage: Eukaryota; Viridiplantae; Streptophyta; Magnoliopsida; Asparagales; Asparagaceae
Product: cytochrome c oxidase subunit 6a, mitochondrial-like
Exons: 4
Coding region: 82-387 (101 amino acids)
Biological process (GO): mitochondrial electron transport, cytochrome c to oxygen
Cellular component (GO): mitochondrial inner membrane
Molecular function (GO): enzyme regulator activity
Source: RefSeq, a predicted model, not a curated record
CCUAAUAAUAAGACGAGGUCGACCUAACAAAGCUCCUAUCCGUCCCCUCGAUCGACCGACGCGAAAUCACAGAGGUCAGUAAUGGCGGCUUCAAUGGCAAGAUCAGGCCUCCGAUUCCUUCGCCGGGGAUCAAACACCGGCUCAAAGUCCCUCCUUUCCAACAAAAAGAACUUCUCCGCUUCUUCUCAUCACGACGACGCUUAUGAGACUGCGAAAUGGGAGAAGAUAACGUAUGCUGGAAUCGUGACUUGCACGAUCCUUUCGAUCUAUAAUCUUUCCAAGGGCCACCCUCACCAUGAAGAUCCUCCGGCUUACCCGUAUUUGCACAUUCGUAACAAGGAAUUUCCAUGGGGUCCCGAUGGUCUGUUCGAGGUCAAGCAUCAUUAAGAUGCCACUGCUCGAAAAGUUGUGUUCUUCUUCAUAAUUUUUGUCUAGCUCUACAUAAAUGAUGAAACUUGGGAACUUCACUAUUUGAAGCAACCCCUUUCUGAAUCUGAAAACUCCAAUAAUGUUGCUGAACCAUCCGUCAAUGUGCACCUCGUUCUUGUUGCUUGGUAUUUCUGAAUUCUGUCAAAGUAUGUGUAUAUUCUAUCGCAGAGCACGAUUCUGCUGUUUUUUUUCUACCAACUCCAGUCAUUGAUGAGGACAUUUUAUUUGUCCAUUUUAUUUUA